UAAUCUUUAUUAGUGUUCUGUGGUUGAUAGUGGGCAAUGCAAUAAUAAAUAAUAAUUCGUAUUCUGCAAUUUGUUUCAACUUUUUCCUUUGAUUUUUCUGAUUUCACUCUCUUGAAUUCUGUUUUGUAAUUUUAUUGAAAUCUGAAAAUGGAAAAUAUACUUGAUAAACCAGAUGCCAACAAUAUCAGAGCUUUAGAACAACUGAAGUAUGAUCUAGGUGUUGAAAACUCCGAAUCAGAAGAUGAACAUUCUAGAGAUAUUUGUAUGGAAUAUGAAGGUAGUUCUUUGAUGAAAGAUCAACAAGAGCAUGAGUUGAUUUUUAAUGAUUCAAUGGUAAUGAAGGAAGAGGAAAUGGAUCUUGAGACAGAUUUCAUACUCCCAGAAGUUUCCCAAUACACACAACCUAAAAAGAAAGAAAAAAAAAGCAAAAAAGAAAUUGAGGAAGAAGAAAGAGAAAAAAUGCAGGUUUUAGUUUCAAAUUUUACCGAGGAACAAUUGGAUAGAUAUGAGAUGUUCAGAAGAUCAGCCUUCCCUAAAGCUGCAAUCAAACGACUAAUGCAGACCAUUACUGGAUGCUCUGUAUCACAGAAUGUUGUCAUAGCUAUGGCAGGAAUUGCUAAAGUUUUUGUUGGCGAAGUUGUGGAAGAAGCAUUAGAUGUUAUGGAAGAACAAAGUGAAAAUGGUCCUGUUCAACCUAAACAUUUACGAGAAGCUAUAAGAAGAUUAAGACUUCAGGGUAUGAUUCUUGGUGGAAGAGAUUAUAGGACUCAUUUUAAAUUAUGAGAAAUGACAAUCAUUUCCUACAGAAAUUUAUAUGUAAAUAGAUAUUCACUUUUAAUUAAACUUAAGGAAAUUUUAUAUAAUAUACAUUUCUUUUUCA
This is a messenger RNA of Harmonia axyridis, 880 nucleotides long. It is a transcript of the gene Taf11, whose product is annotated as transcription initiation factor TFIID subunit 11. The record is from RefSeq and is a predicted model, not a curated record. Gene Ontology annotation, molecular function: protein heterodimerization activity; transcription coactivator activity. The coding region runs from base 148 to 783 and encodes 211 amino acids. NCBI's taxonomy places the organism in Eukaryota, Metazoa, Arthropoda, Insecta, Coleoptera, Coccinellidae. Gene Ontology annotation, biological process: transcription initiation at RNA polymerase II promoter; RNA polymerase II preinitiation complex assembly. The transcript has 3 exons. Gene Ontology annotation, cellular component: nucleus; transcription factor TFIID complex.